AUGAAACUGCCCGGAGUUCACCGUGGUGGCCCGACCGUCAAGCAAGAAGGCGACAAGAAGGUGGACCGCUUCGACCGCUCGUCGCCGCCGUUGCUUGCGAUGACCUCCGCCGGCGGCCGCUCGCCCGACGACGCCUGCCUGAUCUCGCGCCUCUGGCUCGGCUGGUGCGCGGCCAUCGCGUACAGAGGCUGGUCCAAGCCGCUGCACGAGGAGGACCUGCCCUCCGCGCCAAGCGGAGUGCGGUCGGAUCCGCUUCACCGCGUCGCGGUCGAGCUGUGGGAGGCGGAGCUGGCGCGUGCCGAGCCGGGCAAGGCGCAGGUCCUCUCGGGCGUGCUGUACCCACUCGCGCGCCGCAGCUUCUACCAGGGCGGUGCGCUGCUGGUCGUCUCCGGCCUCUGCAACUCGGUGGCGCGGCCGCUGCUCCUUAAAAGCGCCGUCGAGUCCAUCUCGCCCGACGAGCCGCUCUGGCGCGGCUUCGCCUUUGCCGGCGGCCUCGGUGCCUGCCUGCUGCUCGAGCAGUGGAGCAAGACGCAGGGCCUGCACAUCGCGGGCGACGAGGCGAUCCUGCGCGCGUCGUCGGCCGCGAUGCAGCUGGUGACCCUCAAGGCGGGCCGGCUCCGCACCGGCGUCGGCUCGGACGGCGCCGAGCAGACGCUGCUCGGCAAGGACCUCGUGGGGGCCGCCGACAUGGCCCGCUUCCUGCCGCUCAUGUGGCUCUGCCUCUCCUCCCUCGUCGGCGGCCUCACCGUCGUCUUCGUCCUCUCGGGCCUCGCCGGCGGGCUCGGCGUCCUCGUCAUGGCGGGCACCUUCUUCGCGUCGGAGGAGACGGCGGGCGCGACGAGGGAGCUGCUCGAUGGCGCAAAGGUGGUCAAGUUCAUGGGCUGGGAGGAGACGUACCUCGCCCACAUCUGCCGCCGCCGCGCGACCGAGCUGACGCACCUCCGCACAUACCGCAUCGCGAUCAACGUCGUCGUGCAGAUCGGGCGCGCCUCGCCCAUCAUCUCCAUCCUCUGCACCGUCCUCGUCCUCGUGCUCACUUCGCCCGACCGCUUCCGCGCCGAUGUCGUGCUGCCAAUCAUCUCCCUCUUCCAGAUCAACAUGCUCAGCCUGCCGGAGCGGUCCGGCCGCCGGACGGUCGGCGGCGCCGGCGACGUCGAGGCCAAGCCGGUCGACGCCGUGAGCGACGUGUCGCUCUCGGUGCGUGCGGGCGAGCUGGUCGCGCUGGUCGGGCCCGUCUCUGCGGGCAAGACGUCGCUGCUGGCGGCCCUGUGGGGGGAGGCGUUCGUCCGCAGCGGCAAGCACGCCGUUGCGCAGGCCGCCAUCGUGCCGCAACGCCCCUUCACCAUCGCCGGCACGAUCCUCGACAACAUCCUGCUCGGGAGGCCGCUCGAGCCGGACCUGCUCGCGCAGAUCCUCGAGGGGUGCGCCCUGCUCGACGACCUGGCGGCGCUGCCGCUGCGUGAGCACACCGAGGUGGGCGAGCGAGGCGUGACUCUCUCGGGCGGGCAGCAGCAGCGGAUCGCCAUGGCGCGCGCCCUCUACGGCCGCCCCUCCGUCCUCCUCCUCGACGACCCGCUCUCCGCCGUCGACGCGCGCACAGCGUGCGUGCUCCUCGACGCCAUCGUCCGCUACGUCAAGCGCGGCUGGCUGGCGGAGCCCGAGGCCGGGCCGGUCGCGCGCGCCGCGCUCGUGUCGGCAUCACAAGGCGGCCACCUGCACGCCUUCGACUCGCUCCUGCUCAUCGAGGGCGGCGCGGUGACUGCGCACGGCCCGCGCGAGGCGCUGCUCGCCUCGGGGUCGGAGCUCGCGGAUCGGCUCCUCGGCGCCGCCGCCGCCGCAUCGCUGGACGACCUUCCCGAGGCGAGCCGCUCGCCGGCCGAGGCGGCGGCAGCUCUCGCCAAGGCGGCCGAGGGCGCGUCUGCGGCCGGCGCGAAGGCUUCUGCGACGCCGCCGGGCGGCGUCUCGCGGCUCACCACGGCCGAGAGACGGCAGACGGGUUCCUUCUCCUCUGGCAUCUACACCACCUAUCUCCGCGCGCUCGGGACCGCGUCCGUCUGGUCCUACUUUGCGCUGCUCGUGCUCACCUACAGCACCUUCCUGCUCGCCGACUUGUGGCUCGUGCGGUGGUGGAUCGGCGACGCGGGGCCGGCUGCCGGGUUACCGACAGCGAGCCGGGCGGGCGUCUACUCAGGCUUGUGCCUCGGCUUCAUCGCGCUGAUCAUCGGCUCGUCCAUCUUCUUCACCGUCAUUUCGGUGCGCGCCUCGGCGGCGAUGCACCGCAGCACGCUCCGCCGCGUCAUCUACGCGCCGCUCGGCUGGUACGACAGCACGCCCUCUGGACGCGUCCUCUCGCGCUUCACCUCGGACCUGAACACGGUCGACAUCAAGCUGAGCAUGGACGUGGACAACCUGAUGCAUAUGUUCUUCCAGGCGGCCACGAUGGUCGGGCUGAUUGCCUCCACGACUUGGGUCCUCGCUGUCGUCGCCGCCGGCGUCUUCGCCGUCUUUUGCUUCGCCACUCUGGUCGCAGACCGCUCGAUACGCGAGGUGCGCCGCAUCGCCAACAACGCUGUCUCGCCAAUCAUGUCCAACAUCGCCGAAAUCAAGGUCGGGACGCCGCUCGUGCGGGCGAUGCGCCUCGGCUCCUUCUUCGCCGCCCGCCAGUCUGCGGCGAUUGGCGCGUGGGCUCGCUUCUCCUACCUCUCACGGGCGAUGCAGUCCUGGUCCGCGCACGUGGGUGGCUCCCUCGCCUUUGUCUUUGGCGUCGCCACAUUCUUCUUCAUCAUCGGGAAUCGCGCCUCGUUUGGGGUAGCGGAGGGCGGCCUCGCGCUCACGUACGCAGUCGUCGCACCCUACUUCAUCAACAUCAUCUCCGAGAUGUUUGUCCAGCUGCGCACGUCCAUGGCGGCGCUCGAGCGGCUUCUGGAGUACCUGGAGCUGCCGCAGGAGCCGCCGCACGAAUUGCCGUCCGACCCGCCGCAGGCCGACUUUCCAAAAGCGGGCGAGGUGGUCUUUCAGAGCCUCUGCAUGCGGUACCGGCCCGGGCUGCCGCUUGCGCUGGCGGACUUCUCGGCCACCAUCGCCCCCCGGCAGAAGGCCGGGGUGGUCGGCCGAACGGGCACGCCACCUACUGGCCUGAUCGCUAGCACCGCACCGAUGGAUCCGGUGCUACACCAGGGCACCGUCGCGCACAACCUCUGCCCCUUUGGAACAAAGAGUGACGAGGAGCUGGCGUCGGCGUUGGUGCGCGCUCGGCUCCCCGCCGACCUCCUCGGCACGCACGUCUCCAAGAAUGGCUCGAACCUCUCCUCGGGCGAGCGGCAGCUCCUCUGCUUUGCGCGCGCGAUGCUCGAGGAGACGUCGAUCCUCGUGCUCGACGAGGCCACGAGCAACCUCGACGAGAACUCUGACGCGGCGAUGCAGGCGCUGCUCCGUGAGGAGUAUGCGGCGAAGACGGUGAUCACCAUCGCGCACCGCCUCCUGACCGUCGCCGACUACGACACCCUCCUCGUGCUUGGCGGCGGUCGCCUGCUCGAGCAGGGGUCGCCCGCAACGCUGCUCACCGACCCAGCAUCGGUGCUCAGCAGCAUGGCUGCCGCUCUCGGUGAUGAGGGGAGGGCCGCGUUGCUGGACAAGGCACGGCAAGCGAAGGGCCGCCCGUCCAGGCACACUCCUGCUCAUGAGGAUGAGCAAUCCGUUCGCGUCCCUGGUGUCUCACCCCAAGCCGACUCGGUGGUUCAUACCCGUUUGUAA
Emiliania huxleyi CCMP1516 is the source of this 3753-nucleotide messenger RNA. RefSeq lists its product as hypothetical. The record is from RefSeq and is a predicted model, not a curated record. The transcript has 6 exons. Gene Ontology annotation, cellular component: membrane. Gene Ontology annotation, biological process: transmembrane transport. Lineage: Eukaryota; Haptophyta; Isochrysidales; Noelaerhabdaceae. The coding region runs from base 1 to 3753 and encodes 1250 amino acids. Gene Ontology annotation, molecular function: ATP hydrolysis activity; ABC-type transporter activity; ATP binding.